AUGUGUCUUGAAACAUUUAUUAAAAGUUGCGCAGGGUACUCUGUUAUCACAUAUAUACUGGGCAUUGGUGACAGGCACCUUGAUAAUUUGCUGCUCCAGGAUGAUGGCCGUCUUUUCCAUGUUGAUUUUGGUUUUAUUCUUGGUCGAGAUCCUAAGCCCUUUCCACCACCUAUGAAACUUUGCAAAGAAAUGGUUGAAGCUAUGGGCGGAGCAGAAAGUCAAUACUAUACCCGGUUCAAAUCAUACUGUUGUGAAGCAUACAAUAUCCUAAGGAAAUCAAGCAACCUAGUACUAAAUCUGUUCCAUUUGAUGGCGGGGUCCAACAUUCCUGAUAUAGCUUCUGAUCCUGAAAAAGGCAUUCUUAAGCUUCAAGAGAAGUUCCGGUUGGACUUGGACGAUGAGGAGUCAAUACAUUUUUUCCAGGAUCUUAUCAACGAGAGCGUCAGUGCAUUAUUCCCACAAAUGGUGGAAACCAUUCAUCGAUGGGCUCAGUAUUGGCGCUAA
Messenger RNA from Fraxinus pennsylvanica, 504 nucleotides. The record is from the annotation of a GenBank genome assembly. NCBI's taxonomy places the organism in Eukaryota, Viridiplantae, Streptophyta, Magnoliopsida, Lamiales, Oleaceae.